Molecule: messenger RNA, 585 nt
Organism: Protopolystoma xenopodis
Lineage: Eukaryota; Metazoa; Platyhelminthes; Monogenea; Polystomatidea; Polystomatidae
Source: the annotation of a GenBank genome assembly
AUGAAAUUAGAGGAAUCAUCUGCCUACCAAGACUUCCUAGAUGGCGUUGAGGAAGAAGAGGCGUGGAUACUUGAAAAACAACAUUUACUUAGCAGUGAAGAUUAUGGUGAUACACUGGCUGCAGUCCAAGGUCUGCUUAAGAAGCAUGAUGCUUUUGAAAUUGAUCUAAAAGUACACGGAGAGAAGUGCAAUGAAAUGUGUGCUAGCGGCAAAGCCCUAAUCGCAGCCGGGAAUCAUAACGCCGCCGCCAUAGAACAGCGUUGUGAAGGGUUAAGAGAAAAAUCAGAUGUAUUGGCUCGUGCAGCGCAGCGCCGCAAAGCCAGUUUGCAAGACAAUUAUGCUUUCCUUCAAUUUAUGUGGAAGACUGAUGUUGUAGAGUCCUGGAUUGCUGAUCGCGAGACACAGGUUCGUUCCGAUGAUUAUGGCAGGGACCUAAGCAGUGUUCAGACACUCUUGACCAAACAUGAGACUUUCGACACUGCGCUUGAGUCGUUUAGAACGGAAGGCAUCGAUACUAUCAUCGCUCUGCAUAAUCAACUUGUGGAGGCUAGACAUGCUCAGAAGCCAGCAAUUCAACAGCGGUAA